GUAGGCGCUGCGGCCGCGGUUCUGGUGCCGGCGAGGGCACAGCACCGGCAGAGGCUUCUGGACUGCGCGAUGAGUGGACGCGGCUAACUUCGAGUCUGCAGACAAGAGGAGAAGAUGAAGGAAGAUUGUCCACCCAGUUCUCAUGUGCCCAUCAGCGACAGCAAGUCCAUUCUGAAGUCGGAGCUCUUAAGUCUGCUGAAAACGUACAACUGCUACCAUGAGGGCAGAAGCUUUCAGCUGAGACACCGAGAGGAAGAAGGGGCUCUGAUCAUCGAGGGGCUCCUCAACAUCGCCUGGGGACUGAGGCGUCCCAUCCGGCUCCAGAUACAGGACGACAGGGAGCGAGUGCACCUCUCCUCAGCCUCUUGGGCGCCCGGACCUCCCAGCUGCCACCCAAAGGAGCCACCUCUUCAGGAUGUCAAGGUCACUGCCCAGGAGCCAAGCACUCAGCCCGUGCAGAAGGCUGAGAGUUCCAAAGACAACUCAGCUGCAGAGCCUCUGGAGGAGGACGAGGAGACCCCACAGUUGAUGCGGACCAAGAGCGACGCGGCCUGUGUGAUCCAGAGGAGGCCUAGGUGCCGUGCACCUGGAGAGGCCCAGAGGCUCCGACGACACCGGUUCUCCAUCAACGGGCACUUUUACAACCACAAGACCUCCGUGUUUACUCCUGCCUAUGGGUCCGUGACCAAUGUGAGGGUCAACAGCACCAUGACAACCCUGCAUGUGCUUACCCUGCUGCUGAACAAGUUCCGAGUGGAAAAUGGCCCCAGUGAGUUUGCCCUCUACAUCGUUCACGAGUCUGGGGAGCGGACAAAAUUGAAAGACUGUGAGUACCCGCUGAUUUCCAGAAUCCUGCACGGGCCUUGUGAGAAGAUCGCCAGGAUGUUCCUGAUGGAAGCCGACCUGGGCGAGGAAGUUCCCCACGACGUCGCUCAGUACAUUAAGUUUGAAAUGCCGGUGCUGGACAGUUUUGUUGAAAAAUUAAAAGAAGAGGAGGAAAGAGAAAUAAUCAAACUGACCAUGAAGUUCCAAGCCCUGCGUCUGACGAUGCUGCAGCGCCUGGAGCAGCUGGUGGAGGCCGAGUAGCUGGCCAGCGCCUGCCUUUUCCAAAGUCCCCAGCAGCCAGUGCACACUGAGUGCCAGUGGCAGGGCCCUGACUGGUCACACUGAUUGAAGGCCACUGGCUGAGGAAUCCAGCACCCACGCUUCUACCUGUCUACCUGCCUGAGUCCCAUGAGUCCCAUGUCCCUGGCUCUUGGCUCAGAGGUGAGCACUCACAGGGCCCAGACCCAGGUCUGAGGAGCCAGGAACUCGCUGGGUAGGGUCUGUGCAUAGGCUGGCCUGUGCAGUGAGCAGCCCUGAAGCUGUGGCACCACCCACGCUACGUGGCUGGACGGCGUGGCCAGUCCUGUUCACACCACACCUCUCCUGCUCAGGGGAUCAGUAGCUGACUGAGCCCCUGGGGCCUGGGCUCCAUCUGCUUUCCCAGUGCCUGGCUCAGAACUUCUGCAGGACCACAAGCCGCUGUCCUCAUCAUCCAUAUGAACUACAUGAUCCCUGUCUGCCUUCGCCUCAUGCCGCCACUCAGAAGCUCUGCUGGGAAAAGCAGGGGCCCCGGCAUAUAUAAGACGUGCCCUGCUCACAGCCAUCACUUCAUCUGGCCUCCAAGCCUCUGGUGUAAACCCAUGAGCCUCACACAGCCCAGCACCAUGGCACCUGAGGUCAGACCAGGAAUAAGACCAUGAGCAUCCCAUCUUUUGUCUGCAGCACUCACUCUGAACUUGCCCAGCAAGACCUGAAAGAAUUCUUAUGAGGAUCGUGCUGCAAGAAAGAUGGCGAUUUGAUCACAUGGAGGAGGUGGCCCAGGUGGCGUUGGAAGGAUCCCUCCUCGUGUGGAUGAGAGUCCAGGGACUGCCGGGCAGUAGCUCGGGAAGGCAGGGCUCAGUCCCCAUCGCCACUGUCCCAUGGAUGCCUGUGCCUCUUGCCCUCUCUGGGCUUGCGUUCCUCACUCUCAAUACUUCCCAUCAAAGGGGCAAAAUGAGGAGAAAUGCCUGUUUGAGGAGAAAGGGCUUUGAAUUCCCUGGGGCCAGAUUCUGAACAAUUUGGGUUUAUCAGCUGAUGGAGAAUUUCUGGAAUGAACCAGAAGGCGUUUGCAAAACUAUGCAACAGUUUACAUCUGUCAUGUGAAGUGUUUGUCCAAAACAGAGCAAGCUAAAGACUUCUCCCACUGGGGCCUGUAGAUAGCGAAUUUCAAGGGAAGAACUAUCAAGUCUUCCAAAUAGAGGAGAGAUUCCAUGUCUGCUUCAUGUGGCAGAUCGUCACCAGCACCUAUAAAGAACAGAGCUUGGGGCAGCCGUGCUGUGUGGACCUACCGUUCAGGGCAAACUUCAUGCCAGGAUUUCGCCUACCUAGCUCCCUCGUCACAAAGACGCUCAGAGAGAUGGCCGGGGAAGGCCUGCCGCAGUUCCCGUUUUCUCCACUCGUUUGGCAGCAUAGUUUCCUAGGUGCUCAAUAAAGGUGCGCUGUACUGGAGUUAGGACCAAGCUUCCUUUUUGCCGUCUGUCUACCCUGGCCCCCACUCUAACCCCUGAAACUCUUAUCCUACAGUAUUUAUGGCCAAGUUUGGCAGAAGAGCCAAAGCUGAGCUACAGCCUGCUGCACUUGACACUGACGUGACUCCUUCAUUUCUGUGCAUAUCCUGAGGACUGGUUGGGGCCUGAGGCAGAGGCGGCCGUUAGGCUUGGAGGAGGAGUCAUCGGUAGGGGUCUGUGGGCAGCCUGGAAGAUGAGCGACAGGGUCACCCUGAAUCACAGAGUCUCAGCAUCAGGAGGACCUCAGGAAUCUUCCAGGCUGGGGCUCAGGUGGCAUAACAGCAGGGCCUAGGAGAGAAUGGGCAACAAAUCAAACAGGCUGCCCCAGGUCAUUUGACUCCUCAGCCAGUAUUCACAACCUCAGCUCUAGGACAACUGCCAGUCCAUUGUUCAGCAGUAACCGAGUGAAUGCCUUGUGCCAGACCUGUGCUCAGCCCUGGAAGGACAAAGACAGAGCUACGGUCCACCCUGUGCUCAAGGGUCUCCUCAUCAGGAGGAUCAGGCCACAUACCCAGGAGGGUCAGGGGACCAGCAGAGCAGAGAGCUGGUGAAGGUCACUGGAAGGAGGUCCGAGGCUGCACCCACCGUGACUAAGACAGUGUGUGUGGCAUUGUGGCCUGAGAGACACCUGCCAGCCUGGGAGCAGGACAAGGUCCAGCAGAUGGGAAGCCAUUGAUCUGUAAGCCCCUCUGUAAGCAUGGGCCGAUUUUGUUUUUUCGUUUUGGGGUGUUUUUUCUUUUCGCAGUUGUUACAGUAGAUUUAAUUUAAGGCCUAUCUAGGUAAGUGUCUCUUUUGAAAUAGACAUUUUCAAAACUAACUUGUGAAUAUCAUAACUAAGAAAAAUUACUAGCAAGUUGCACAGCAAAGGGGAAAAUGUACACUUCUACAAUCAUCUGAGGGGUUAGCAAAUCUUUUUAC
Diceros bicornis minor is the source of this 3509-nucleotide messenger RNA. RefSeq names its product Ras association domain family member 4 (gene RASSF4). Lineage: Eukaryota; Metazoa; Chordata; Mammalia; Perissodactyla; Rhinocerotidae. The transcript has 11 exons. The record is from RefSeq and is a predicted model, not a curated record. Bases 115 to 1086 code for a protein of 323 amino acids. Gene Ontology annotation, biological process: signal transduction.